Linum trigynum is the source of this 839-nucleotide messenger RNA. NCBI's taxonomy places the organism in Eukaryota, Viridiplantae, Streptophyta, Magnoliopsida, Malpighiales, Linaceae. The record is from the annotation of a GenBank genome assembly.
ACGAUUAGGAAUCCCGCGACCAAUCAGCUCUUCUUUUGGCGGCAAAGCUGCAAUCCACCACCUAUAAAAAGGCGGGAGAGAUUAACAUUAACCCUAAAAAUCCUUGCUUUCCUCCCAAUCACCAACAGUUAAUUCAUCAAUGGCGACGAAGAACUUGCUAAUCGUACCAGUACUCUUCCUCCUCUGCUCCCUGAUCAGGCCGGCUGAAUCCGCCGGCGUUGGAGGUGGAUAUUGGCCGCCGCGGCCGCAGCCAGCUCAGCAGCAGUACCCGGCGGCGGCGGCGGGGUACUACCGGCAGUACCCGUCGUCGUCGGCGGGCAGCGAUCGGCGGCCGUGGGAUCCGUACGUGUACGGGAGGUGCGUGGGGUCGUUGAUCAUGGAGGGGACUUGCGAGGGUCAGAUCUUGUCGUCGUUCUGGAGCGGAAGGGUUUCGCUGUCGGCGGGUUGCUGCGAAUCGAUCCGGCGAGUUUCCGACGAGUGCGUGACGACGGCGUUCGCGCCGCUGACGAACCCUUACUUCGGCUACGCUUUGAAGGGCUACUGCGCCUCCAGGCCUUGGAUUCAAUCCCUAGAUUAGAACUUUGAUUAGUGUUUUCUAUCCAAAAAGACUCUACUUGAAAAUAUGUUUAUUCAGCCUUGAUUGUUAAUGUAUUGGAGUUUUUUCAAUUUUCAUCGUUAGUGCAUUUUUUUUUUUUACUUCCAUAGGUGUGAAAUCGAAUCGGUGGGAUUGAUUGGAGACGAAAUAAAAUAAAAAAUCCUAUAUGAACAAUAUCAUAAUCGUUACAAGAUUUUAUGUGUAUGAUUACGGAUAUAUAGCUAAAUCAAUAUUAUAAUGGAAU